GGACACUUGUGACAACAAUUCACUGUCAAGAUGGUGACGCUGGAGACGACGGGACAGUCGAGUUUAUUCUUCAACAUUCAGGAUCACCCUUUUAUGUUGACGAGGCAACUGGUGGCUUAUACGCUGGUACUGGGUUAGACUACGAAGUAACCCAGUCAUACACACUGACGAUAACUAUUGUAGAUAAAUCCAGGACGUCAAUCAAAUCCUCUACCGGUACAUUUAAUGUUAUUAUUAUCAACGAAAACGAAAGCGAUCCUGUUUGCGAGACUGUAGAACCGAUUAUAGUAACACCAAACAGCCAUGAUGUUGGAGAUAUGAUAUGCCAGCUUAACUGUACAGAUCUCGAUUUGAAUACGGCUCUAAGAUUUGCCAUUCUUCGAGACCACUCCAGCAUGUUCCAUGUGCAAUCUAGCACUGGUUCUGUCAGACUGCGAGCUCAGCCUGUAGCAGGUUCUCACAUUGUUGUGAUUGGCGUCAGCGACCAAAGUAAACCUGAACGUUUGACCGAAGUCUUUGUUCAUAUCAGCGUGGAGACGAAACUUAAGUUCACGAAUCUUCCAGACAGAACAUCCUUAUCUGAGGAUGCAGGUAUUAACAGUCUGGUGUAUAAUGUUUCAGCGUCAGGCGCUUACGAAAACAUCAUUUAUGAGAUCAUCAACGGUAACAAUGACAGAAGUUUCACCUUGCAUCAGACAAAGGGAGAAUUUAGACUCGUCCGACGGCUAGACAGAGAAACUAUCAGCUCGUAUAAUAUAUCAAUAAGAGCAACAACAAGGAAUGGACAGACAAUAGACGACACUUUAUUAAUUGAUAUUAAUGAUAUUAAUGAUAACUGCCCCAUUUAUAGUAGUUCUUUUGAUCACAUCAGCGUUUCAGAGAGUGUGUCCUUUCCGACUACGCUGAUGCAGAUCACAGCCACUGAUCGGGACAUUCUAGAAAAUGCUGAAAUAGUUUACAGAAUUCUGUCUGGCGACCCUGACAACAUGUUCAAGUACACUUCGAAUGGAGAGCUACAGUUAGUGAAACACCUUGACUUCGAGACACAACCAUUUCACACACUGUUGCUGUGCGCCGUCAACAAAGUAUUCCCACCACUGAAUAGUACGAUGAUAGUAAAUGUGGGGGUAAUUGAUGAAGAUGACAACAACUUCAAAAUAAUGUCCUCUGGAGGUAAAAUUUCUUUGUUAGUGCCAGAAGAUGCAGCUCUUGGUGCACCCGUUGUCAAAAUUCAGGUGCAGAACAAUGACACUAUCUCAGAUUUGACAUUUACAAUAAUAAGCGGUAACAGCAAAAAUAAUUUCACUAUUGACGAGAGAACAGGCGAAGUGUACCUGAUCUUUGCCCUGGACAGGGAAACGGCCGCUUUCUUGACUCUUACAAUACAUGUCAGUGGCAGCAGUGGGAAAACAGACACCACCAUUGUUAAUAUAACUAUAACUGACGUCAACGAUAACAAACCCGUAUUUACCCCGUAUAACUACGUGUUUCUGGUGCCAUAUGGCACCAGUGCUGGAACUGCUAUAGGCACGCUAUCAGUGACAGAUUCAGACGCCGGGGUCAACAAAGACCUAACCUUGUCCAUCACGUCUGGAAAUACCAAUAACGCAUUUAGAUUAAGUGGCACCACCUUAAUUGCUGCAUCAUUGCUGAACUCUAAUUUAAACAGUCACUACGAACUGCAGAUUAUGGCCUCAGAUCAUGGCAUGCCAGCUGGACAUGCGACUGCUAAUGUUAGCAUUUUAAUCCAGUCAGAAUUGAAAAUGCCGAAGUUCUCACCCAAAACUAAUGAAAUAUCCAUAGAAGAAACAUGUCUACCUGGAGUGGUGCUGUAUGAUGCAAACGCAACUUUUCGCGGUGCCACCGAAAAAUCACUGAAUCACCCUGGAGAUCUAGUGUACUCACUGAGAAGUGGAGAUACGGCUACAUUCUAUGUAGACCCUGACAAUGGUAAAGUACAGCUUAUUGGUACUCUGAGCUUUUCGCUUCAGACAUCACAAACCUUAAUAAUCACAGCUGCAAAUAAUAUGGAUACAACACUAAGCGAUAGCUUCAAUUUGAUUGUCAAAGUUGUGCAAGCAAACAAGCAUGAUCCAGCUUUUGGCGAAAACAUGGUCACAUUGAAUGUCAGUGAAAGCACCAUUGUUGGCACAGUUGUAGGUCAGAUAACCGCCACAGACAAGGAUACCGGGCAGUAUGGCAACCUGCGAUACUCUAUAGAAUCUAAUGAUCGUUUCCAUGUUAAUUCGUCGACAGGGGUAAUCACGUUAAUCAAAGCCCUGGAAUAUUCAACAGCUAAAAGUUAUCAUCUUCUAGCCAAAGCCACCGAUAAUGCUGAGAUCAAAAGCAGGACAGCCACAGUUCUGGUCUGUGUAUUUGUUAUUGACACGAAUAAUAACCCACCAGUGUUCAAAAACACGCCUUAUGUUGUUAAUGUGUCCGAAUCCUUGCCCCUUGGAAGUUUCUUACAAGUUAUAGCCGAAGAUUUAGACUCGGGAGAAUUUGGAGCAGUCUCUUACUCAAUAGUCUCAGGCAAUUUUGACGGCAAGUUUACGCUAAAUUCGAGAAGUGGAGAAUUGGCUCUCAGUUCUAACCUUGAUUUUGAAAGUUCCCGCCGUCACGUUUUGAUUAUUAAAGGACAAGAUGGUGGCAAACCUGACGAUAUCGACACUGCUCCGCGUUUCGACAAAAUCGCCACAGAUAUGUUGAUCAAACGUGACAGUCCAGCCAUGACCCCCGUCUGUCAGGUCUCCGCUUCAGGCAAAGACUCGGGCAGAAACGGCAUAGUUAGAUACACAAUCCAGGACGGAAACAAGGAAAACUUGUUUAGGAUUGAUUCUCUCAGCGGCGAGGUCACAACUACCUCGUCUCUUGUCCGAGCUGACAGCUAUCAGACACUGAUAGUUGCAGCCAUGUAUCCAGGUUUACCACAUUUGUCGGCAACCAUGACAGUUAGCAUAGCACUGACGCCCAUGAACAAAGUUGCCCCAGGUGACUACGCCCUUGAUGUCAGGGAGAAUGAACGUGUUGGUACUUUGGUAGGAUCGAUUCCCAGUGAUCCAGCAUUGUCUUUGAUCAGAGGCUACUCAAUCAUGCAAGUUUUUUUUCUCAGUAUUUUAUUUAUGCGAUAA
Messenger RNA from Candidula unifasciata, 3131 nucleotides. The record is from the annotation of a GenBank genome assembly. Lineage: Eukaryota; Metazoa; Mollusca; Gastropoda; Stylommatophora; Geomitridae.